GGACACCAGGCAAGAUUCAACCGAAUGCUCUAGACGUAUAGCACCACCCACAAAACUAUUAGCAUCUAUCAUACAUGCUUAUCAUACUUGCUACUAUACAUCGAUGACGUCCGAGGCACAGUCUGGAGUACAAACAUACACACCGCCCGGCAGAAACCGAGCCUUAAAGCGAACAGUGAGUGGGUAGUUAAGUAACUUCAAGUAACUUCACUAUCUACUUCCGACACAAGUCGAAGUUCCUGACCACACAACUUUCACCCCGGGAGAAGUGAGGAGAGAACACCAUUCACCAAGAAAAAUGCCUCGCCCUAAAAAAGGGAGGGCGUUGGAUAAAAAACGGAAAUAUGCAACGCCCACGGCCGCUCUACUGCGCAAUGGAAAACACGAGGCCCAAUCUGUUGGCCACCCCACUCCAGCCCACCUUACUAUGAGAGAAGAGGCACGAAAUACAGGAGGGCGCAACUUAUGGCGCCCGGGCUCUCUUCUCCGCCACCAAGCGGUCCAAUUCGUGAGCGCAGGUGAAUUGCAACCGGACCAUGAAUUGCCACCGGAGCCGCCCAGCCUCGACAGGACAACCGAUGUAUCGGGAGCUGCGACACAACAGGAGACUGCACCAUCGGUGCACACAACAAAUUCGAAUGUGGUGGAUGAAGGCGCAGCAUUCUUUAUCGACUUAACCGGCGAAGAUGCUCCACAGACUGGAAUGGCGGAUCCAAUCACCAAUAUUGUAUCGGAUGAAUCUAGCGAAGAUGAAAUAGUAUUCCAUGGCCGCCAUAAGUGGAAGGAAACUGGGACGCGCCUUCUAGAUGACCAUACAGAAGUACAAACCAAUACCCUCGACCCGACACAGAGAGGAAAUCAAGACGCGGGAAAGCAGUUUGCGACGGCCCCUCCUGAGAAUCCUGCCAAGAAUGCGGCGUUGGGCUCGGACGGCCGCCGGCAAACCUUGCAUACAGUGACAAAAUCAGCCAGCGAUGAUACCGAGGACUCGGACACAGGACAGCAGCAGCCUGAGAAGCAAUAUGCGGAAAAUAUUUUCGAUGGCGAUUUUGAUGUUUUCACAGACUACAUCUUGAAUAUCGACGAUGAGUACUACCACAAGGAUAUCACACGUGUCGCAAAAAAGAAAGCAGGCGCCCAGAUAAGCACCGGGGAAAUUGAAAGCCACCCAAGAGGACGGGCCCCUAGCGACAGUUGCUUGCAUGCAAACCGCGAAUUUCCCGAGCAAGGAUACAGCCCCGAGAGCAACGAGGUCAGGGAAACACAGCGGAUGUCUACGCAUGCUAUGCCUCAAAGCAAACGCCCUCUUGAUCAUGAUAUGGAAAGUCAGCCAAGCGACAUAUACGAUAGCCAGUUUGAAGUGGAUCUCGACGAAUUAGAUAUAUUAGAGGAUUUGUCUAUACAGGACGGAGAACAACGGCACCUGAACCAUCUGAGACUUGCUAAACACAAAAAGGGCAUGUUUCCCACAGCAACCACAUUCGCUGAUGCGUUGGAAUCAGAUCCUUAUUAUGGAUUUGAUAUUAUGGACUUCGACCGACCUAGUCUUCGAAAGAAAUCGAAGGCUAAGUAUCACGCCCCAAAUUUUGAGCUCUCUGACUCCGAGCUGGAGAUGGAAUUGGUCAGGGCAUGGCAAAAUGACCGCGACAAGAAGAAAACGAGAAAGCAAAGACGAGAAAAUCUCCGCUCUAAGGGUUUAUUAGGCCGAGGUCUAGACAACGCCGAUCUGAAAGUCAAGUAUACGAAUGGCAUUACACUUGAAGAGCUGCGGACGGAAAUACACACGUUUCUUCUCUCAUCGAGAAAUAGUCUGCCUCUCCCUCCUAUGCCGAAACAGCGUAGGAAGUUAAUCCAUGACUUAGCGAGCGCGCUCUCUCUAAACUCAAAAUCACGAGGGAAAGGGGCAUCUCGAUUCCCCAUUCUCCACAAAACUUCACGCACUCCCGAAUGCAGCACCAAGACGGUUCCACAAAUCAACAGGAUACUAUCGGCGGGGAGUUUCAAGUCAAAAUCAUUGGAUAAAAAUGGGCUUAAAUCCUCUCAAGCUCGCCGUGGGCAACCCGGUGGAUCCGUUUCCUACAUGGAUGGCGAUGUCGUUGGCGCAUCUGCACCUGAAAUAGGCGCCGGAAACAAAGGAAGGGCCAUGCUAGAGAAGAUGGGCUGGAGUACAGGCACUGCUCUUGGGGCCACCAACAACAAAGGAAUCCUUUUGCCAGUAGCGCACGUGGUCAAAAACUCUAAAGCUGGUCUGGGAUAAAUUGGGUUUGAACCCAAGUCCGAAGGGCGCAUACUGGAUGGAAUCAAUGGCACAUGUA
Molecule: messenger RNA, 2315 nt
Organism: Aspergillus steynii IBT 23096
Lineage: Eukaryota; Fungi; Ascomycota; Eurotiomycetes; Eurotiales; Aspergillaceae
Product: putative R3H and G-patch domain protein
Exons: 3
Coding region: 299-2257 (652 amino acids)
Molecular function (GO): nucleic acid binding
Source: RefSeq, a predicted model, not a curated record